Messenger RNA from Protomyces lactucae-debilis, 710 nucleotides. RefSeq lists its product as uncharacterized. The coding region runs from base 14 to 655 and encodes 213 amino acids. The record is from RefSeq and is a predicted model, not a curated record. NCBI's taxonomy places the organism in Eukaryota, Fungi, Ascomycota, Taphrinomycetes, Taphrinales, Protomycetaceae. The transcript has a single exon.
GAUUCAGGAUAUCAUGGUCACGCCACCGGAGCACAAGGCUGCCAAAUACUUUCGCAUUACAGUCUCUGCGACUGAGAAGGAACCUAGUGGACGUCGGUUAAGCUUACCGGACUCACUUGUUGUCAUUCCUUACAGAGGCUAUCUCGUCGCUGCUCCCGAUGGUGUCGCCGCACGGUUGAAUGAUGACGAGCUCUGGAGGCAAGCUGUACCUUUUGAACUAGACGAAGCGAUACAAGAUGGCGAUAUCACCAAGAAACGUCUGAGUCUUGCAACAACGAAGGGCAAGUCUCGAUCAGCUGACUAUCCAACCCAAAAAAUUGUCAUUCACCUUGGACAGUCGCAUAAGCUUGCUAUUCUUGGACUCACUGCCGACACGAAUGAGGUCGAAGAGGAUGUCUUCAGUUGGGCUCGGACCGCAGACGGUGAAUUGAGGCCCGCACCAAAUGGGGCAGUGGAAGAGACUGAUCUCCAAUCAAUGGUGCUGGCCUGCAAGUCCAGUGGCAGGUAUUAUGAGCUCCUUGUGCGUGAUACGUCGGCAUACGCAGCAGUUGAGAAGCAAGAUGUCUCGACUGACUGUGUGGCAGUCACUUUGACGGCGGAGGCCUUGGAAGAUGCCGUCUUGCCGACAUAUUGGAAGUCAUUUGGAAGCGAUUAGCGAUUUGAUGACACUUUAGAUGUAAGAGUAGGUGUGUAAUGUGAAGUCGAUGCUU